Funneliformis caledonium is the source of this 261-nucleotide messenger RNA. NCBI's taxonomy places the organism in Eukaryota, Fungi, Glomeromycota, Glomeromycetes, Glomerales, Glomeraceae. The record is from the annotation of a GenBank genome assembly.
AUGUCUGAAAAACUAGUAUAUCGAAGGAAAUCUGAUAGAAGAGAAGCUAGUUAUGUUGGAAUUUUUACCGAUACCCCUGUUAGUUAUCUUACUAUUCAAGAUCAACAAGAUGAUGAACUAGAACAAGUUUUGGAUGAUUAUGAGGAAGAAGAACUCAGCGAAAUUGAGGCAUAUAUGGCAAAUAGUCAAGAAGAAUAUGAGGAGGAAACUGACCUUCUACCCCUUGACUAUUCUGGAAUGAAGAAAAUCCUGUCUAUUUAA